ACCAACAACACGUUUUUUGUCCAACAAACCAAAAUGACUUUUUAACAUCCAAAGAUGUAAGAAACUUGUUGGACUUGUUUCUCUACUUUGGUCGUUAAUGGCGGGUGGUGGAAUUCAUCGGAAAAAGAAGAAGACUGAACGAUCCAACCCAGUUCCCCACUCGUCCAUGCCUUCUCUCUCCCCUACUCAUCGCCAUAGAUGGCUAACUCGAGGUGUUCCUUUGGCGCUUGCUCUUUGUAUCCUCGUCCUUUUAGGCGUUUCGUCGAACGCUUGGGUUGCAUCUCCUCACAUUUCCCAGAAAUUCCAAUCUCAUCAGAUUUACACCAUUGAUGUUGUUAAUGAGUUUCCCCAUGAUCCAAAGGCUUUUACCCAGGGGCUUCUAUAUUGGAAAAAUGACACUCUUUAUGAAUCAAUUGGUCUUUAUGGCGAGUCUGCCGUGAGGAAAGUAGCUCUUCGAACUGGGAAGGUUAAGGCUCAAUAUAAGAUGGAUGAUUCUUCUUUUGGGGAAGGAUUAACUCUUCUCGAUGAAAGGUUGUAUCAAGUAACUUGGUUGCGGAAUAUUGGUUAUAUUUAUGACAGAAAUAAUUUAAGCAAACUAGCAUCAUUUACUCAUCAAAUGAAAGACGGUUGGGGACUAGCAACUGAUGGAAAAAUCUUGUUUGGAAGUGAUGGCUCUUCAACAUUAUAUCAAAUUGAUCCCCAAACUAUGAAAGAAAUCCAAAGGCAAACCAUCAGAUAUCAAGGUCUUGAAGUACACAACUUAAAUGAAUUAGAGUUCGUGAAUGGAGAAGUGUGGGCGAAUGUUUGGCAGACUGACUGCAUUGCUAGAAUAUCACCUGGAGAUGGCACUGUGGUUGGGUGGAUUCUUCUUCCUCAAUUGAGGAGAGAAUUGAUAGCAGCUGGUCAUAAGGGUAUUGACGUUUUGAAUGGCAUAGCUUGGGACAGCGGUGAACAACGGAUUUUUGUGACCGGUAAACUCUGGCCAAAGCUGUACGAGAUCAAGUUGCAACCAGCAAAGGAAAAAUCUCAUGUUGAUAUUGAACGAUUAUGUAUCCGAAUGCCAGUUCAAUUCUAAUGCAACCGGAUACACCAGCAAAGAUUUCAAAAUAGUGAUUCUUCUGUUCAUGACACAAAUGAGGCUAAGUAUGUUGUAUGUAUAUAUAGUUUCCAUAGGAUUUGACUGAUAGUCCUAUAAACCAGCAAAGCUGAAUGUUAAGCAAAACUCUGUAGUUAACUGUAAUUUGAAUAUAAACAAGACAGCUUUGGUUGAA
This is a messenger RNA of Spinacia oleracea (spinach), 1271 nucleotides long. RefSeq names its product glutaminyl-peptide cyclotransferase. Lineage: Eukaryota; Viridiplantae; Streptophyta; Magnoliopsida; Caryophyllales; Amaranthaceae. The record is from RefSeq and is a predicted model, not a curated record. Gene Ontology annotation, molecular function: glutaminyl-peptide cyclotransferase activity; protein binding. The transcript is spliced from 11 exons. Bases 98 to 1075 code for a protein of 325 amino acids.